AUGUCACGGAGGUGGCCGGAGGAGUUGGAGGAGGAAUUUUCCGAGAACUUCCAGAGAGCUGUCACUGUGCUCGGAUACCUGUACACAUUUUUCAUCCCGCUGCUCAUUGUGCUGGGCCUCAUUGGAAACGGGCUGUCCUUCGUCACAUUCCUGUUCACGCGACUCAAGGUCCGGGCGUCAAGCUUUUACCUGGGGACGCUGGCGCUCUCAGACUUCGGCUACCUUUUUCUCAUGGCCUUCGUCUGGCUCGACAAGCAGGGAGUAAAAAUGCUGAACAAGCGCGGCAUGUGCCAGGGAAUCCUCUACCUAUCAUCGGCGUUCAGCUUCUGGUCCGUGUGGCUCACUGUGACCUUCACCGCGGAGCGCUGCUUCGCCGUCCAGUGCCCCCUUUGGAGGCUUCAGCUGGGUACAAGAUGCCGUGCCCGGAUCACAGUCGGCGUGACGGCGGCUGCCUCUUUGUUGCUCAAUGCCUACCUGCUCCUGCUCACUGAUGUGAUCGUCGAAGAAGAUGGUGCCUCAGCCUGCCAUCACAGACCGGAGUUCGAACAGAUCCUGCACUACACCAACAUCAUGGACACGGUGGUCACACUCAUAGUGCCCUUCAUCCUGAUUGUUAUCAUGAACUUCAUGAUCGGCCGUGCUCUGUACCUCUUCAACGCACGUCGAAGGCUUCAGCGAGUCAACAGCGUACAAAUGAACUCUGGAGACCAUGACAACCACAACACUUCGAGCGGCUGCUCGCCGACGACGAGCAACAAGGUCAUCGCCACCACGGUGUCCGCCAACGGCUGCACGCAGGUGCACCACCAGUACCCCGAGCGGCUGCUCAUGAACCCCAGCCAGAUCAGCGUGUCCCGCAUGCUCUUCCUCGUGUGCAGUGUCUUCAUCAUCCUCAACUUGCCCAGCUACGUGGUGCGUAUACACGUCUUCGUGCUGUCCAUCAGCAACCAACCGGUGCCGGACUACGUGUUGCUGCUGCAACGCUACUUCAUGCUCCUGUACUACACAAACUUCGCCGUCAACUUCAUCCUCUACAACCUGGGCAGCCGCAUCUUCCGGCGCAUGAUGAAGCAGUACGUGGCGAGAAAGUGGCGCACGUUGAGCUCGCUUUGCCGCUCCUCGGACAGCUUCGAGUCCAGCGCGGGUGUCGCCGAUGUCGGCUCCUUCAAGCCCCGCAAGGAGCACAGCGCGCCGGGCCGGCAAAAGGCGCUGGCGAAGACGUGAUGCCGG
Messenger RNA from Dermacentor albipictus, 1230 nucleotides. The record is from RefSeq and is a predicted model, not a curated record. NCBI's taxonomy places the organism in Eukaryota, Metazoa, Arthropoda, Arachnida, Ixodida, Ixodidae.